Molecule: messenger RNA, 9981 nt
Organism: Symbiodinium sp. CCMP2456
Lineage: Eukaryota; Dinophyceae; Suessiales; Symbiodiniaceae
Source: the annotation of a GenBank genome assembly
AUGGAGCCGGCCGUGGCAAGCGAUGGUGGCAGCUUGCGCUUUGCUGUGGGUGCUCGCGUCUCCUGCAACAUGGGGCGCGAAGGUUGGGCGAGUGGCGAGAUCGUGGCUACGCAAUACCGCGAGGAUCAUUGGCCACCAGGGAAGACCGCACCUUACCAGGUCAAGUUGGAUCUUGCCUUUGGUGGUGCAUUGAUCUAUGCUCCAGCUGAUUUUCCACGAGUGAUCCGAGCUGAGCUUCCCAGCACAUUCUCCAUACCGGAGGAGGACAGCAACCCCGAGCGAACCCUGGAAGUCCUGCACAAGGAGAUUAUCAGGCUUAGAGACGAGCCGGGGGUAAUCCACGUUUCAGAACCGGAGCUCAUGGGCGUCGCAGAGGAUGGAACGGAGCUCUUCGUCCCCAGAGGCGACACUGGACCAUGGCUUGUGAGAGUGGUCAUCCAGGGGCCGAAGGGGCCGGCAGACUCGCCCCAGGAAAGGAGGCUGCGCCUUCAGGUGAAGGUGAACAGCGCUUAUCCGCUAACGCCUCCGGAAGUUCGUAUCCAGAGCUGGCUGCAUCAUGCGCUUGUGAAGCAGGAUGGGGUCGUGGACGAGGCAGCCUUUGCUGAAGCUCUUUCGAAGCUGGAGGAAGACAAAGCGGACGACAGCGCUUCAAGACUGUGCCGCACGAUGCGAGCCGUCCUGCUUCUGUUGGGGCAUCCUGAGCAGUUGUCUGAAAUUGCUGACAUGGAUGAUAUUCAGGAUGCCGCGGAGGCGAACGCUAAGUGCUUGAAGACGAUAUCUGAGUAUGGGAGUCUUCGUUGUCAUCAGUUCCUCUUCAACGAGGAGGAGGCCUUCUCCAAGGACAUGUUCGACCCACGAUUCUGGACGGCAUAUGCAGCGAACACAGCGGAGGCAUGGUCUUCUAUACUGACCGAGGAGGCGUCGGAGGUUUAUUCAUUUCCAAUCUUCGCCGAAGGCUUUUGCAAGGAUUUCGUUGAGGAGCUAGACAGCUUUCAUGCCAGCGGGUUGCCUGCCCGUCGCCCAAACAGCAUGAACAACUAUGGAGUUGUGGUGAACGAGAUUGGCAUGGAGCCAGCUCUGGACAGGCUCGUCCACAGCUUCUUGCAGCUGGUUGCACAUCACCUUUUCCCUGGCGUUGGGUCUCACUUUGACCGGCACCACACCUUUGUCGUGCGGUACAAGGUCGGCGAAGAUCUGGGCUUGGACAUGCACACCGAUGACAGCGACGUGACCUUCAAUAUCUGCCUCGGCAAGGAUUUUAAAGGUGCUGGGCUUCAGUUUUGCGGCAACCAGGGUGCAGCUAAUCACCGACACGCAAGCCUUUUGUACCAGCACAAGCUUGGGCAUUGCGUUGUGCAUCGUGGCCAUCGCCGUCACGGCGCUGAUGACAUUACCGAAGGCGAGCGGCUCAAUUUGAUAGUUUGGACUCGCAACAUUGAGUACCGGAGAUCUCGCGAGUGGUCGCGAUACAACCUGCAGCUCCAAUCCUCGGGGUAUCGCCAAGAGAGUGGGCCUCCCGAUAAGGUUUGUUUGUCAUACACCCACGACCGCGACUAUGGAGUGUUCAAGGAGUACAAGACCCAGAAGAUGAUGCAAAACUGUGGGAGAGGCUGGUGUCCUCCACGACAUGCGGAAUAUCCGGACUUCUUGCCCGAAGAAGCGGCAGAAGCAAGCUUUGAGUGGGCUUCAUUCGUGCUCUUUGGUUCAAAGACUCGCAAAUUCAACAGCCGUAGAACCGCAAGCAAAUCUGUCUACACCCGACGUACACGAUCUACCAUUGAAUGUUUCGAGCUUGGCACCAAUUUGCUGUACAAGGUCUUUGCAAAGAUGGGAACUCCUUCAGGCUCCAAGAAUCAAAACCUUUUUAUGGAUCGCCUUCUGGGCAAGGAUGUCAGGUCUUUCGAUGGAGGAGCCUACAUGGGCCCAGGCGUGGCAGGAGCAGAUCUUGGAUAUCAAGCACAGAAAGAGAAGGAAAGACAGCUGGAGAAGGCCCAGAAGCACCAGGAAGUGAGCGAGUUUCGCAGAGCUGCUUCUGAUCACAGGAUUGACAAGGCGAUGACAAAGACAGACAAGGUCGCGCAGACGAUCUCAGGGCCCGAGGUCGGCCCGCAAGUUGGCCCCCAGGCCAAGAAGCGGAUGCCAAGCUUUGUCAAAGUAAAGAGCAAAGAAGAUGUCUUCGACGAGAAGAAGGCGGUGGGCACGGAGUGCGCGGUCGGCACGGUAUGUGUCUACUACCUGGAUAUGCCGAAGCGUUUCAAGCUCUCCUCGCCCGUGUUGGCAGAUCUGCAGUGCCAAGUAGCUGCUGGCUUCCCUAAGCUUACGGAGGAAUGCUUCAGCAGCACCUUGAGCAUCCGGCUUUUGUGGCGUCACAAGACUGGCGAGUCUCACAUUUGUGAUGAUGCAGCUCUAUCUAAAGCCUGGCGCGCUGCUGGUUGUGACCGUGGUGGCGAGCUAUCGCUUCAAGUUUGCCAGAACUCCGACCAGAUUUCCACUGCAGAUGUCGCGGAUCGCACUUGUCAGCGAUGUGGCCAAGAAUUCGCAUCCAGAAACCAACUCAUGCGACACGUCUUCAGCGCUGGCCAUUAUGCAGACGAAGAUCAAGCUGCCCAAGCUGAGAUGGAUGAUGUGCCGUUAGAUGUACAUCCGAAUUCCGAAACACGGAAUGGGUCCGAAGCCUGGGACAUGUACUACAAGGACUUGCCCGACUUCGCGCAGGUCAAGAAGCUCAUGCAGACCACUCUGCCCUACUGCGUGCGGCUCGCGGACCCUAAGUCGCCGCUUGCGCAGCUCUGCCUCCAGCGCUUGCAAAGCGAGGCUCGCCUCGUCAGGGCUUUGAACCUCAGCGAGGCAGAAGGACUCGACGGCUUCGCGCUUGAAGGCCCUGGAAAGACCUGCUGGAGCUUUCUGGAAGCAUGCCAGGAUGCGGGGGCACUGGCUAGACAAGAAGCUGCAAGCAUGCUUCCUGUUUUGCUCCUGCAAGUCGAGCAACACCACAUCGUGGCUGACCUUUGUGCUGCGCCGGGCUCCAAAACCUUGCAGCUUCUCGACAUGAUGAACAUGGGUCGCUCCCCAGGUGGCGUGCCUUGUGGUCUUCUCGUUGCUAACGACGACAACUGGGCGCGCUGUACCACGGCUGUCCGGCGCGUGCAGCAGCACCCCAACUCGGCACCACUGUUGUGGCUCUGCGGAGAUGCGCGGGACUUCCCAACGCUACAUGAUCAUUCAGACGGCCGGGUACGGGGAGCGCGCAAGAUCCGCUUCGACCGUGUCUUGUGUGAUGUUCCUUGUUCAGGUGACGGCCGCUUGCGUCGCGCCCCUGGUAGCUGGCCGCGAUGGCAUGCUCGCUACAUGCUUCAAAUGCACUAUGUGCAAAGUGCCAUCCUGAAGCGCGGGCUGACAGUUUUGAAGCCGCAGGGGCGACUGCUCUACUCGACGUGCAGCAUGUCGCCGGUGGAGAACGAGGCCGUUGUGGCAGCUGCUCUGGAGAAGCUGGGCUCCGGGCAAGUUCGUCUGCUUCCGCUGGAGACCUGGAGCCAUGCUGCGGGCAUGACCGAGUGGAGAGUCCCUGCGCCUGACUUCAACGAGUCCUACCGCAGCUACAGCCACCCAGAGGAGGUGGAGCCGGAGCUCUGGUGCCGCAAUGGCGGAGGCCUGGCUUCCACAAUGUUUCCGCCGGCUGACCCGCAGGUGCGAAGUGCCUUGAGCCUGUGUGUCCGGAUCCAUCCAACCCAUGGAGAUUUCGGAGGAUUCUUCUGCGCACUGUUCGAGAAGGUGGCAGCGGGUCCAGCCACACGGCCCACCUAUUGUGCGCAACCCCGGGUCGACGGGGAACAGUCGGCGGAGUCACGCAGCACCAAGCAUGGCAAGCGCUCGGAGUCAGAUGCAAUGCCAAAUCCAAUUCCACCACUUCUGCCCAUGGCAACAUCGAGCAGACUAUCAUGGUUCAUGGACUGGUUUGGGCUGUUGUCGGAUGCUUCGCAGGCAGAAGCUCGAGGAGUGUCUCGCUUUCCUGCAGAGCUUAUUCGCACAGACCCGAGCUUUCAAGACGGGCUGGUUCUCGGCAGUCCAUCGCUGUGCCGGCUAGUUCUCAAGCAUGCACGGCCCCGCAUCCUUGCUGCUGGGAUACCUCUGCUAGCUGCAUCAGAGACAUCCAUGACGGAGCAAGAUGUGAACGACCAUGUGGACCUUGCCGACAGUGCCUGCAAUGUUUUGGCUGACUGCGCUACACGGCAGCUCGAAAAGCUGCCUUGGCCGGCCUUUUUGACCCUGCUUCAGGGUGGAUCUGUGACCCCUCAGCUCGAAACGAGUGCAACUGGAAUCCUCCUGCUGGUUCUUGACACGGACACUGUACCGGAUGAACGCGUUCAGUGCCAGCAGAUCAGCGUUCCGGGUCGCUUGACCUCCGGCCACUUUCCCGUUACAACUUUGACCAACUCCAAGCGCCAUGCGCUGCUGCGUGUCCUUGGAGUAUUGACCCAACCUGCCUCCCCACAGGACGCCAUGGCCAGUUCUCCGGCAGAGCGAAAGCCAGAGCUUUGCCGAGAGAAAAUGUUGCUGGAGCUUGCUUCUUCUCAUAUCUGUCCAAGAGCCUCUACCGUGCCGGAUGUAGGCUCCGAGCCUGCGCCUCCGACACUCACUGCGCGUGGCCCACAGUGUCACAGCAUGUUGCAAGCGCCGAAGGUUGGUCGUGAGUGCUCUGAGCGUCCUAGGGCAGCGUCAUCACCAACCUCCUCACCAGCUGGUGGAUCCCUGCUUGGUGGCUACGAGUCCUCAGAUGAGGCAGAUGCCGACAGACACGGCACGUGGGACGUCGCAUUGGGAGCGCCUGCCGUCACAGCCAGCCUUGUGAUUGCAGGAGCUUGCCGUAGAGUGCCAGCCUGUUUGCGGUACCGAUCUGUCCGUUUGCGUGCCGUGCAGGUCGAGAACGGCGGCCAAACGAAGGUCAUGAAUGACAGGGAGAUCCUCAGCAACCUGCAGCGGUGCUAUGGGUGGAGUCCGCGUGACAUGGGUGCUGGAGGCAACUGUCUCUUCCUCUCCAUGGCUCUACAAGUACGAGCCGAGGAUGUGAAGGACGUCGCUUCCAGGUCUGCUGCUUGGGAAGCAGCAUUGGGUGACAAUCUGAUGGAUCGAUGGGAGGAUAUGGGCCCGCGAGAAAGAGCUUCGCUGCUCCGUCGGAUGGCCAUUCUGGAUGAGAGCGAAUUCAUUGCAGAGUUGGCAGCUGCACGUGCGCGUGGCGAGCCAUUGUCCACCGAUGUGGAGUGGCGCACCAGGGAGCUGUUCACUGACAUGGCAGAGGAGUUCAUCUCAAGUAACAAGACCGAGCUUGCAGCGGACAUACCGGGGUGGAAUCGCGAGGCUGCUGCACAUCCUGCGUGGCUCAGUACCCUGUUCUUCAAUCCCAUCACGAAGGGCUUGCCGCACUUUACUCGCGUGUCGUCGGCUCAGGGCCAUGCGUGCACAUCUUCGGGAAACGCUAGCCGCAUGCCAGGUCAGAGGCAGUGUGGUCCACAGGUACUUGCAGACCACAGGACACGGCACGGAGGGCGCCAUCAGGACGUCGAUGCUCUUGGGACACAGUUCUCGCACGACUGGGUGCCGCAAGUGCUGGCCAGCUGGUCGGGAGUUACCCAUCAUGGCCUGCUGCAGAGUUGCAGCACAGCGCGGGAGUGGAAAGCAUGUUUGGCACUGCUCUACGAGGUGAGGUUGCAGAGGCUCGAAGCCAGUCUGGUCCAGAGCAACAUCGCCCUCAAUGCCUUUGGGAUCGAAAGUCCAAUUUGUACCUGGCCUGUGGCACUGUCGUUGCUCGAGUCGCCGAAUCUACUCAAACCAGGCAUCGUGUCUUUCAACAGCAUGGCCAGUGCUUCAGAAAGGCAAUGUCAUUGGGAGGGAGUCUUCUCGAUUCUCGAGCUGGCUCGAACUGCGGGCGCUGAGCUGGACCCUUUCUCUCGGAGUGGCAUGGCCAACGCACUGCGACGUGCUGGUCGCUGGGUUGGGAGCCUGUCGCUGUUGCAGCAGGCUGCACGACGGGGCAUCCGGCAGCACUUGAUCACGAUCAGCUCAGCCAUCACUGCUACGGAAAAGUCAGGAAUCUGGCAGCAAGCACUUUGGACGUGGAUCCAGAUGCAGAUUAGUGGCAUCAGAUCUGACAUUGUUUCUCUCUGCGCUGUAAUCAGUGCUUGCAGCCACCAGUGGGCGACUGCGCUCCUAUGCAGACAGCAUGGAGGUACUUCUGUGGUUGCCUGCAAUGCCGCCCUCAGUGCUUGCGAUCGUGCUUCACGCUGGGAGAGGGCGUCAUCUCUGCUGUUUGGAGCUCCGACCUUGCGAAUCCAGCCGACGACUAUCUCUCACAACGCGCUUCUGGCUGCAUGCGAGAAAGUUCAACGUUGGAAAAUGUCCAUGGGCAUUCUUGUUUUGCUGCAGAGCCAUGGCAUCCGCGCCACAAUGGUCUCGUUGAAUUCCUUCAUUUUUAGCUGCGAGCGGUCUCAACGCUGGGACUGGGCCCUGCAGAUGCUGGGGGCGGUGCAGUCGAGCACCUGUCAGCAAGAUCUUAUCGGCUACAACUCGGCGAUUAGUGCCCAGGAGAAGAGCGGAUGCUGGAAUUGGGCAUGUUGGCUGUUUGCCAGCAUGUCUUCCAAAAGCUGGGCACCAGACGUCAUCUCUUUCGGCGCUGCUGUAAGUGCAACUGAUCUUGCAGGCCGCUGGGCCAACGCGCUGCAGCUCACUACAUCAAUUUCACACACCAUCGCGCAGCGCAUUGCGCCGAAUGUUCUCAUUUGUACGGCAGCUAUGCACGCGUGCCAAGCUUCCACAUGCUGGCAGACCGUUCUCACCUUGAUGGCCUUUAUGCAGAAUUGCGCAGUGCGCCAGAAUUGCGUCACCUUGCACGCUGCGCUGAGCGCAGUGGACAAAGCACGACCACGAGACAGUGCACUCUACCUGGGACAGGAGCUGGCAUCUUCUGCCACAGGAGCACAAGGAGCCAUGGCAUCAAACCAUGGCUACCUGUCGUCGAUUGGCCUCCAGCCGGUGACGAACGUGACAUCGAUUUUAACAUCGCCGGAAGAGAAGGAGUUCGGCCAAAACGGCUCCUCAGCAGCCAAGCCGAAGACAGGUGGCAAGGGCCCGGGCAGUGGCGAGUUCACGACAGCUCAGGAAGUCCGCGACACCUUCGUGAACUUCUUCAAGACGAAACAGCAUGAUUUCAUCGCUUCCUCCCCGGUCGUUCCUCAUAACGACCCAACUCUUCUGUUUAUCAACGCAGGCAUGAAUCAGUUCAAGCCCAUCUUCGUGGGCCAAGUUGAUCCGAGCCAUCCCUUUGCAAAGCUGAAGCGAGCGGCGAACUCGCAGAAGUGCAUUCGAGCGGGCGGCAAGCACAACGACUUGGAGGACGUAGGCAAGGACGUCUACCACCACACUUUCUUCGAGAUGCUUGGCAACUGGUCUUUCGGCAACUACUUCAAGGAAGAGGCCAUUACAUGGGCCUGGGAGCUCCUCACAGAAGUCUACCACCUUGAUCCUACCAGGCUUUAUGCGACCUACUAUGGCGGCGACCCCAAGCAGCCGUCCGUGCCUUCUGACGAGGAGGCAAAGAAGAUCUGGUUGCGAUACCUGCCGGCAGAGCGAAUUCUGCCUUUCAACAUGAAGGACAACUUCUGGGAGAUGGGUGACACCGGACCCUGUGGGCCCUGUUCCGAAAUCCACUAUGACAGGAUUGGUGGACGAGAUGCUGCCAGCAUGGUGAACAUGGACGACCCGGAUGUGCUUGAGAUUUGGAACCUCGUCUUCAUGCAAUUCGAGCGGAAAGAGGGCGGAAGCCUCAUCGAGCUGCCAGCGAAAAGCGUUGACACAGGAAUGGGCCUUGAGCGCGUUACCUCUGUCCUUCUUGAUGUUCGAAGCAACUAUGACACAGACCUCUUUAUGCAUAUCUUCAAGGCCAUCAAGGAGAAGACUGCAACUUCAAAGAACUACACUGGAAAGGUUGGCGACGAGGACAAGGAUCACGUUGACAUGGCCUACCGUGUCAUUGCAGAUCACAUCAGGACUCUCACAAUUGCGCUGACCGACGGUGCAACUCCUUCGAACGAAGGUCGAGGCUAUGUUCUGCGGCGUAUUCUCCGACGUGCCGUCCGAUUUGGGCGCGAGAUCCUGGAUGCUCCGCCAGGCUUCUUCCACCAGCUAGUUGACUCCGUCCUCGAAACACUGGGCGAUGCGUUCCCGACCCUGCGACAAAAUCCAGAAGAUGUGAGGGCGAUUAUCAAGGAAGAGGAAGCGCAAUUCGGAAGAACACUGGACCGAGGAAUUAAGCAGUUCAAGACCUUUGCCAAGAAGGGCUCCAUUACAGGCGAAGAUGCUUUCUUGCUCUUUACGACAUAUGGCUUCCCCGUGGAUCUGACGCAGUUGAUGGGCGAAGAGCUGAAGGUCGAAGUGGACAUGCCCGGCUUUGAAAAGAAGAUGGAGCAGUUCCGGGACGAGUCCAGGAAGCGAAAAACUGCUAGAACGACGAAGGACAUGGAGCUGAAGGCCAAUGAAACAGACAAGCUCAUCAAGGGCAUGAGCUUGAAGCCCACCGAUGAUAUACUCAAGUACGAUUGGAACACCGAGGGCGAUGGCAGCGAGCACAAGGCCAAGAUCCAAGCAAUUUACAAUGGAGAGGAUUUCGUGAAGACCUGCAACAGCGGCUCCGAUGUAGUUGGCCUGGUGCUGGACCGGACCCCUCUGUAUGCCGAGCAGGGUGGACAAACUUUCGACAAGGCUUCGAUCACCUGUGGCAGUGUCGAGUUCAGCGUAGACACCACGCAGAAGUACGCUGGCUAUGUCCUCCAUGUCGGGCAGGUCGAGAGCAAGGGCGACUUGAAAGUCGGUGAUGAAGUAAGCGUGAAGGUCGAUUACACUCGGAGAUCGUUGGUGGCAAAGAACCACACAGCAACACACAUCUUGAAUUUUGCGCUUCGUCAAAUCCUGGGCGAGAAGGUCGAUCAGAAAGGUUCGCUGGUUACAGAGGACAAGUUGCGAUUCGACUUCUCCCACAAUAAGCCAGUGGAGCCAGAGGAGCUGAAAAAGAUUGAGGAAAUUUGCAAUCAGAUGGUGCAGAAAGCUUGCGUCGUGCAUUAUCGCGAUGUUGCUUUGGACACCGCAAAGGCCAUUUCUGGACUUAGAGCGGUGUUCGGCGAAACCUACCCGGAUCCUGUCCGAGUCGUGAGCGUUGGUCCGAAGAUUGACGAUCUGCUUACUGACAAGAAGACUCCAUGGGGUUUGCAAAACAGCGUGGAGUUCUGUGGUGGUACGCACGUGGCCAACAGCAAGGAGAUUUAUAAGUUCGUCUUGCUCCAGGAGGAGGGUAUCGCGAAAGGCAUUCGGCGCAUUGUUGCAGUCACAGGACCUCAAGCAGCUGUGGAGGCGACCCUCAAGGCGAAGAGCCUGAGUUCGGAUUUGGACGGCUUCAAGGGCAUGUCUCCUGGUGCAGAGCUUGACAAAUGCAUUGGCGAUUUACGCCGAAGAGUCACAGAGGACAAAGAGGUCUCGUUGCUCAUGAAGUCCGACAUCAUGACGGAACUUGAAACUUUGGCGAAGGGUUCCCUCAAAGCGGGCAAAGCCGAAACCAAGAAGUUCGAAGGUAAGGCCAAGGAAGACGGCGAGAAGCUGGGCAAGGAAGCCGCAGCAGCAUCUGGCGAGACCUUCGUGGGUGUCGUGCAAGCAGGCGCAGGCUGCGACGACGCAAAGGUCCUAACACCAGCGAUGGAGGCGGCAAUCAAGCAGUGCCCAAGCAAGGCAAUAAUGCUGAUGAGCAACAUGGGUGGAAAGCUCGCAAUUCUGGCUGUUGUGCCCAAAGCAUUGGCUGGCAAGCUCUCGGCGAAAGUCUGGUCCGGCAAGGUCUUAGACGCGAUCGGCGGCAAGGGCGGCGGAAAGGACGACCGUGCGCAAGGUCAGGGAGAUGCAUCGAAGCUAGACCAAGCGCUCAGCACCGCUAAGUCGUAUCCCUGA